Cryptotermes secundus is the source of this 2020-nucleotide messenger RNA. It is a transcript of the gene Ns1, whose product is annotated as guanine nucleotide-binding protein-like 3 homolog. Bases 112 to 1941 code for a protein of 609 amino acids. The record is from RefSeq and is a predicted model, not a curated record. Gene Ontology annotation, molecular function: GTP binding. The transcript is spliced from 11 exons. Gene Ontology annotation, cellular component: nucleolus. Lineage: Eukaryota; Metazoa; Arthropoda; Insecta; Blattodea; Kalotermitidae.
CCUCUGACGCCUCUGGGCCUCUGACCGUCAAAUGUUCUAUGGCCCUGUGGUGUAAUGUGAUGUGGUUUGGACCGUUCGAACCACUUUUCUGCUGAACACGUGUAGCGAAGCAUGGCCAAAUUAUGUCUUAAGAAGACAAGCAAGAGGAUAUCAUGUCGGAAACGUUAUAAAAUUGAGAAGAAAGUGCGAGAACACAACAGGAAAGUGAAACGUGAAAAGAGGAAGAAUCCAGGAAAAAAGCGAAAGAAUAAACUGAUACAAGUGCCAAAUAUUUGCCCAUUCAAGGAAGAUAUCCUGAAAGAAGUAGAAGCAUUGAGGAAACAGAAAGAAGAAGCUAAACAAAAACAGAAAGAGAUCUGGAGGGAAGAGAAGAAGAAAAUCAAAGAAGCAAAACAAGAAGGAGCUGAAGAGGGUUUACAGGGUUUUGUUGAAAAUGCUGAAAAACGGCAAAAAUUGCAUGAGAACUUCAGUGUCAGUGAUGCAUCAGACGUCACUGAAAUGCCCCAUAAAGCUGACGGUUCAGUUAAAGCUUAUUACAAGGAAUUUAAAAAGGUUCUGGAAGCUGCAGAUGUUGUACUGGAAGUCAUAGAUGCAAGGGAUCCGCUUGGAACACGAUGUAAACAAGUCGAACAGGCUGUUUUAGAGAGCAGUGGCAACAAACGUCUUGUUUUAGUGCUGAAUAAAGCAGACCUUGUGCCACGAGAGAAUCUGGAAGCAUGGCUGAAGUACCUUAGAAGAAGUUUACCAGCUGUUCCAUUCAAAGCUAGUACACAGCUGCAGAGCAGACGCUUGGGGCGGAGAAAAAUGAAGAAGUCCUCUGCUAUUGAGAGAAAAGUAACAAAUGAAGUAUUAGUUGAAAAUAAGGAUCUCCAGGGGUCUAAAUGUUUUGGGGCAGAGCUUGUGAUGUCCCUUUUAGCCAAUUACUGCCGCAAUAAAGGCAUAAAGACUUCUAUAUCUGUUGGUGUAGUGGGUUUGCCAAAUGUUGGAAAAAGCAGUAUUAUCAACAGUUUGAAAAGAAGUCGAGCUUGUAAUGUUGGAGCAACUCCAGGAGUGACAAAGAAUAUGCAGGCAGUGCAGUUAGAUUCCAAAAUCAAACUGCUGGACAGCCCUGGUAUUGUGUUUGCCUCCAGUCAGGGAGGAUCAAAUUCUGAUGCUGUGGCUACAUUGAAGAAUGCUGUGCGAACCGAUUCUUUAUCUGACCCUAUCAUACCUGCAACAGCUGUAUUGCAGAGAGCAAACAAGCAGCAGAUAAUGGAAUUGUACAAUCUGUCGGAUUUUACUACGCCUCAGGAAUUCUUUUCCCUUUUGGCCCACCGGAAGGGUCGGUUCAAGAAAGGAGGGGUUCCAAAUGCAGAUGCAGCUGCGAGAUCCCUUAUAGAAGAUUGGAACCGCGGAAAGAUCAGAUACUGCACGAUUCCGCCAGAGGAUGAAUGUGAUCCUCACGUAAGUUCAGCAGUUGUCCAGCAGAUGGCAGCAGAGUUUGACAUCUCAUCAUAUGAAGCAAUGGAGACAGAUACACUUAAUGCAAGUCUCACACAAAAUCUGAUGGCAAAAGGAAUGGUCAUACAGUCAACUGGUCCUGUAGAAGCUAAGGAUGAAACUGAGCAGAAAAUGGAGGAAGAUAAAGGAGACAUCAGUGGUGAAAUCUUGAGCGACAAUGUAUUAGUGUCUGUAUCGGCGUCAGCCACCAAGCGCAAUAAAAGGAAACGGAAUCGGAAAAGAAACAAGGGAAGAGAAAAAGAGGAUAAGAAGACAGAAGCCCUCAUGGAUCUUGAGGGUAAUAAGAAAUUGAAUAAAAUGAAGAAAAUUGAACAAAAGAAACUAAAAAAGGAGAAAUCCCGAAGAGCACGUGAUGCAGAAAAGCUUGCUGAUGUCUUGGAAAGUGUCACUCUGGAUAAAAAUGAUGAUUAUGAUUUCAGUAUAGAUUUCAAAGAGGCUUGAAGAUAUAUCCUAAUGUUUUUGGCAUUACUAUACUUAUAUGUAUACAGACUGUUAAAUAAACUUCUUUUGCUGAAUCAUA